AUGGCUAUCUCCAUCUCUCGUUCAACCCUGAUCUUCGUCGUUCUCGCUGGAUGUGCGAUAUUCACCUCUGCAGUGUCGCCCAUGCCUCUCUCGCCGUUUGACGAAGCCGUUCAGAAGCUCAACAACUCGGGUUACACAAGCUUCGUCUCCCUCGUCACCGCCUAUGGCAAGAUGAAGCAGGUCAAGGCGGCUCUUUCCAAGCCGCUCACCAUGCUCGUCCCCAGCAACGCGGCCAUCGCCAAGGUCAAGAUAACUAGUUACUCUACAGCGCAGCUCUCCACGCUCGUCAUGUUCAACGCCAUCAAAGGCGUCAUGCCCUUCCAGAAGCUGCGAAGCCUCGCGAAGAAUGCGACGCUCGCGACUCUCUCCGCGGAUCUUAAGUCCAAGAAGCCGCUGAUUCUCACGAAGCUCUCCCCGCUCAAUGCGCGCUGGGUGGCGAUGCAGGGCAAGCUCGGGAGCAAGUUGAUGAUCACUAAGGGAGACUUUUACCUAAAAGUUGGGAAGCUGGCCGUGCACACGACGGAUGCGAUCGUGUUCCCCGCUGGAAUGAAGCGGCGACGCUUGCACAUUGGCGACUCUGUGCGACAGGCGGAUUCUGUCGCUCUAGUCGCCAUGCGACUGGUGAAGCCGUCGUGGGUGUCGCACGGCGGGCAUGCGAUUUUCGCCAUCCACGUGCAUCCGGAUGGGACAAGAUUUGCCACUGGGGGGGGAGACCACAAGGCCGUCAUCUGGAGCCUCCCUCCUUUGCUCUCUCCUGAAUCCGAGUCCGAUGCUGCUCUGCCUUCCCUCCUCGCCCCACCUUCCCUUCUGGUACCCCCGUGCUCCUCUCCCCUCUCCCCCAACAGGCCGUCAUCUGGAGCCUCCCUCCUUUGCUCUCUCCUGAGGCCGAGUCCGAUGCUGCACUGCCGUCUCGCCUCGCCACUCUCUGCGACCAUUUUGGGGCUGUCAGUUCUGUCAGGUGGGUUAGGUGUGGGAAGGAGUGGGAAGGAGUGGGGAAGAGGGCAAAGGGGAGGAAAGUAG
This is a messenger RNA of Closterium sp. Naga37s-1, 1020 nucleotides long. The record is from the annotation of a GenBank genome assembly. NCBI's taxonomy places the organism in Eukaryota, Viridiplantae, Streptophyta, Zygnematophyceae, Desmidiales, Closteriaceae.